GAUUGGGAACGGGAUCUCUACGUCCGUAACGGCAAGUGUUUCGGUGUCUAUGAGUUGGGAAAACCGGUUCUCUAUCUCUCGGAUCCGGAACUCAUUCGCGAGGUUUUGGUCAAAGACUUCCAUAUGUUUACCAACAGACGGGAGUUCCGUACGGGCGGUGAUCCUAUAUUUGAAAACAUGGUUGGCCUUCAAAAGGAUUCCGAGUGGAAACGGAUCCGUUCAGUAAUGUCGCCCACAUUUACGACCGGAAAACUCAAACGAAUGACUCCUUUAAUCCUUGAAUGCGUGGACACUAUGAACGACAACAUCGACAAA
Messenger RNA from Oppiella nova, 315 nucleotides. The record is from the annotation of a GenBank genome assembly. NCBI's taxonomy places the organism in Eukaryota, Metazoa, Arthropoda, Arachnida, Sarcoptiformes, Oppiidae.